This is a messenger RNA of Angiostrongylus costaricensis, 913 nucleotides long. Lineage: Eukaryota; Metazoa; Nematoda; Chromadorea; Rhabditida; Metastrongylidae. The record is from the annotation of a GenBank genome assembly.
CUAAACAUAGCGCCAGCAAGAAGGUGAAGGCACUCAUCAUCCCUUCAUUACUGAAAUUGGGAACGAAGCUGGCUUUUCAUUCGCCUUUCACACGUCCAUCUUGAGUGGUUUGUUACCAUCAAAAUCGACCAGCGGACCAUCGUUCAAUGAAGAGGAACGUCCUCCCAGAAAGUCAAAAACGUGGAACCAUGACGAGAUUAUGGUUUUCUACGAAGGACUGAAACAAUGUGGGAAAGACUUUGAUGGAAUUAUGCGUAUAAUGGCUAAGAGGAAAGUGGACAAAAACAAGGAUCAGACCAAGAACUAUUACUUUAAUUUGCUUAAGCAUGUGAAGCAAUCCAUCUCUUUGGAUGAAGAUUCGAUGGGCGACAUAGGACGUGAUGCGAUGGAGCUGUUCAUUACCAUUAAUGCAUGUGAGUGGAGAAGAAGAACAAAUACCAAUCAGUACAUUCCUGAUCGAAUGAAAGAGUUGAUUUUCCAUGGGUCGGAUAAAAGUGGCCCUAUAAAGGUCAAAACCCCUCCGUGUCCUUCAUUGCUCAAAUUUUUCUAUAGUGAGUUUGUGGUAGAGCACACAAAUCGUGUCAACUGUGAACAAAAUCCACUUCUCCGAAUUCGGUUGAACACGAAUGACCGCAUUUCAAGAAUUUUCCAACUUUUGCGUCAUAAGUGGUCCUCUGUACUAGAUAGGGUGGCACGUUUCUCCCAUCUUUUCGUUUUUUUUUUUCAUUUUAGGAGAAUUUCUAAUUUACAAUUUUUCAGACACUACUUCUUCCUAGUACUAAUAACUGCUAAUCCUUCGUACACAGUUACAGUUUCUCAUAGCUUUGUUCUGAAUGAAGAAAUUAUUAAAAGUGGGCUUUGUGAAGCAAAUGUUCGAGAUGCAAUCGUGGCCGAAAUAUACUGCUUGGUAUGA